AUGGCAAAAACCAAAGGCUUAGUCUCGCUACAAAAACGAUUAUUGUCUGAUAUCUCUAAUUCUAAAGUGGCUAGUAAAAUUGGUAAAAUUGAUCAGGGAAUCAACUGGAUUGGAGAUAUAGUUUGCAACGAGAAAGUACUAAUUGUAUUGGAUGAUGUCGAUGAGUGCAACCAAAUCCAAAAUCUGGUCGGAGUGAAUUCUUUGUAUCCUGGUACAAGGAUUCUUGUUACCACUAGGGACAAAAGGGUUCUGAAUAUGGGGGAAUUUAAGUAUCAAAUCUUGCACUACGAAAUGGAGUCAUUGAGCCACCAAGAUGCACUUCAACUGUUUAGUAGACAUGCCUUUGAUGACGAUGCUCCUCUAGGUAAUUACUACACCCUUUCAAGAGGCUUUGUGUCUACUACGGGUGGACUACCUUUAGCUCUUCUAGCAAUAGAAGUGGAUCAAAAACAGAUAUUUCUUGAUAUUGCGUGCUUUUUCAUCAGUCAUAAUAAGAUCGGUCCAAUCUCCUUGUGGAAAGAUUAUGGGUUUAGGGCAGAGGAUGCUAUUAAGGUCCUUCAGAACAUGAGCAUGAUAAAGGUUUUAGAUGAUAAUAGCUUUUGGAUGCAUGAUCAGUUUAGAUAUUUUGGAAGGGAAAUUGCUGAGCAAGAGCAUACCUGGUUUUGGGAUGAAUUGCGGGAUGAAGAAGACAUCACUUACAAAUUAAGAUGGACAAAGAUCAAGGGAAGCGUUCGAGCACUCUAUUUGAGAGCGGAGGUUGGCAACCCGAUAACUGUCACUGUGGAGCAAAUUAAACAGUUUCCGCAUUUGCAGCUUCUUUGGUUAAGCAAUGUAAUUUGCCGAGGCGACUUGACGGGCUGUCUCUCCGAACUGAAAUGGAUCAGUUUGGAUUACUCUCGUACACCCAAACAUUAUCAAGGUUUUGAGGCAACCAAUUUGCCCGUAGAAAACGUGGUUGGGAUGGAGCUUUUUGGCCAUGAGUUCACAGUAGAUAAGGUCAGGAGCUUAACCAGGGAGGUGUUGCCUGGUGGAGCACUAAUUCUUGUAGAAAUGGAUGGACAAGAGUUGCCAAAGCCUGUAAAUGCUGAUGUUGUCAAGAAGUACCAAAGGAUCCUUAAGGAAGACAUCACCUAUCCUCAAGAGAUCAACCUCAAGAGAAUAAAUCCCUAA
This is a messenger RNA of Eucalyptus grandis, 1170 nucleotides long. RefSeq names its product TMV resistance protein N-like. Gene Ontology annotation, biological process: defense response. Gene Ontology annotation, molecular function: ADP binding. Bases 1 to 1170 code for a protein of 389 amino acids. NCBI's taxonomy places the organism in Eukaryota, Viridiplantae, Streptophyta, Magnoliopsida, Myrtales, Myrtaceae. The transcript is spliced from 5 exons. The record is from RefSeq and is a predicted model, not a curated record.